This is a messenger RNA of Fusarium fujikuroi IMI 58289, 612 nucleotides long. RefSeq lists its product as uncharacterized. The record is from RefSeq and is a predicted model, not a curated record. The transcript has a single exon. The coding region runs from base 1 to 612 and encodes 203 amino acids. Lineage: Eukaryota; Fungi; Ascomycota; Sordariomycetes; Hypocreales; Nectriaceae.
AUGUAUGUUUCUUCUCGUGACAGUGGUACCCGUGCGUUUCGUCAGCUCAAGGCCAGAGAGUUUCACGAGAUGCAGUGGAAUGAGAAUAUGAUUCAUAAGGGCAGACUGGUCGGUGAAAAGUCAAUUGACCUCGGCGAACCACCCAAAAGUAGAGCCACGGAAAAGCAUCAGGCACAGACUGAGCGAACUCAUCACCGUCGAUCACUAAGCUCCAAAAUCAUCAGGUCGGAGAAGAUGAAUCAAAUUAUACAUAUAUUCCGCGUGACAGACAAGGGAAACGGAAAAAACGAGAAUCAAAAGCCUGCACUGAUCCAAGAUGAUCAUUCCACCAUUCUGGCCCAUGACGCAUUCAAACAGCAGUUCGAUGCCUAUGUCAGGGACUGUGAAAUACCCAACGCCAACUUUGCGAGGAAGUUUGGGUUGUUCACCAGCGACAGGUCGCUUCCGCCUUUCAUAAGAGAACUGCCAGUCGCCGAAGACAAAGCAAUGGAUAUGGUAACUGCCUCGUCAACAAAAGGGGUAUCAAACUCUAGGAGGUUCCACGGCCCUUUCACGCCUCAGCUUUGGUUCGACAGUGGCAUUGAUUACAGAUGGAAACACCGCUCUCAUUAG